AUGGCCUUCUGGAGGCCCUUCUUCAUCACGUGCUUCUACAUGGUGAGCAUAUGGUUAGCGAAUGACUGGAGCUUCUUCGUGAGCUGGUCGGCAAGCUGCCACGCCUCCUCAUGGCUCUGCCGCCUGAAGUCGUCCAGCUGCUUCUCCAGGAGCUCGAACGUGAUAGCAGCCGCGCCAGAGGGGGCCAGGGGCUGCGCCGACACGAGCAGGAGGGCCAUGGUGCAGGACAGGAAGGUAAUCGACGAUGUGCAGCGGCUGCGGCCGAGCCUCCUCCUUGCGCCAGCGCCGCCGGCGAGCACAGCCGUCCUUGUAGCAGAUGGCGUACCUCGACGACAUGCGCCGAACAGCGUCCACUAUCAGCAGCGUCGAGGACAUAAUCAAGCAAGCUGGUGCGAUGAGGAGGACCUUGGCCGAGUUCCAAACCACGUCGUAGGCGCCCGGCGAGAGCCAGUUGAGCAUCACGCAGCCGCAGCUCAGGAUUGA
This is a messenger RNA of Prorocentrum cordatum, 483 nucleotides long. Lineage: Eukaryota; Dinophyceae; Prorocentrales; Prorocentraceae. The record is from the annotation of a GenBank genome assembly.